AGCUUUGUAGCGAGGGCAAUUCGGAUAGUGAGCUACUUUUCAUUCCUGAUCAUAAUAAACGCAUUUUGAAAUGAGACCUGACAGUCUUUGUGGCAAAAUAUCGGCGAAGAUCAAUAAGCUAUUUUGUGAAACUACAGACUUGGAUGAACAGUUAAGAACUGGUCACGAAAUCUGUGAUUGUUUAGAGAAUGCGGCCGCGGAGAGAGAAAUUCAGGAUCUGACAUUCGUAAUCCACGAUAAGAUACAGUAUUAUCUGAUGUCAACAAGGCCAGAUAACUUACAAGAGUCUGACACUCAACAGCUUCGUCGUUUAUGUCUUGAAAUCAUCCAGAAAAUCCCAAAUGGUGAUCAUUUAAGACCUUUUGCUCGAUCUCUUCUUGAAAUGUUGUUUAAACUAGUGGAAGUUGAAAAUGAAGAUAACGUCCUUGUUUGUGUUAAGCUGAUUAUAGACAUCCAUAAAUUUUAUCGACCAUCGUUCUCAAAUGAUGUCUCACGGUUUUUGGACUUUGUGAAGGAGGUGUACAGUGACCUAAGGUUUCGAGCCAACAAGAUUUUUGAGCCAAGGUUAAAGUUGGAAGUUCCUGCCAUUUCCGAUGUUGAUCUUGAUGCAGAAGUUCUAAAUGCAUACACAGUCACAAGUGUUUACACACAGGAGCUUAAAACUGAUGGUUCUUUCAUGGUUUACCACAUUCUCCCUAAAUCUGGGUUUUCUUUAAAAGUCAUGCAAGAGAUUCCUAUUUUAGUGGUCCUAAUGUACCAGCUAUUCAAGCAACAUAUACACCAAGAUGUUUCUGAUUUCAUUCCAUUAAUAAUGGAUUUCAUCAACCUCAAACCAACAGAAGAACAAAAGAAAAAUGCUAACUUUUGUCAGGAAGUGUUCAUUGAUUUUAUGGCUGCUCAGGUGAAAACUUUAUCGUUCCUCGCCUACGUAAUUAAAAUAUACCAAGAUUUGGUUGAGCUACAUUCGGUCAGCCUUGUUCAAGGCAUGAUGAAUUUGUUGGUCAAUUGUCCUCCUUCAGUAACGAAUAUGCGUAAGGAGUUUUUUAUUGCUGCUCGUCAUAUUCUCAGUGCACAGGAAAUUCGUCCUAAAUUUCUUCAAGUUUUGGAUGAACUUAUGAAUGAAGAAAUUUUAAUUGGACAUGGAUAUACCAUUCGCGAUGCAUUGAGGCCAUUGGCUUACAGCACAUUAGCUGAUCUCACUCAUCAUAUUCGUAGUUCUCUUAGCCUUUCUAAAAUCGCUCGUGCCAUUGAUGUUUAUGGUCGCAAUAUGCAUGACCAUACACUCCCGUUUUCAAUCCAGCAGAUGAGCUUACGUUUGAUACUAAAUCUGGUUGAGUGUAUUAGACAACGAGCAGUUUCAGCCACAUCCGCUAAUCAAGGGGCAUCAGCCACAAAUGCUGAGGACCAGAAUAAUGAGGUUUUUUCCGGAACUGCAAGACGUCUGCUUUUGCAGACAUUAAAUUUGUGUGUGUUAAAAGCUAAGGUGGUGGCAGAUCACUACAUACCUGCAUUAGAGUCUACAUGUGUAUUGGAAACUGGUGAAGAAGUAACGUCCAAUUCAGCAAAACAGCGUCCAAGGUCCAUACAUGCUUACCUUUUUGCCAAUAUUUCCUCUUUUUCGAGUGAAUUAAACGAAGUUGGCUCAUUUACUGAUAAAAGUGUCCCUGCUUCAGAUUUUUCAAACAUUCUAAAUUCGGGAACUGAUGCAUCAAAAGUGCAUGAACCCCGGAUCGUUGAACCGUUGGCUAAAUUGCAACUUAGCUACACGGAUGUCCGGACUCUUGUAAAAGCACUUAUCACUGGCAUUCGUACUGUAAUGACAAGCAUGAUCCAAUGUCCACAUGAUAAUACACUUCAGACAAAUAAUGUCGCACCAGUUUCUUCAACAUCACCAAAGCAAUCGAUUUCCAAUAGAAUUCUUAGCCCAGAUGAGUUAGUAGUCUUAACAGAAUAUUUCUCGUAUGGAAUGCGUAUGAUCGACAUUGUACAGUUUGUUAGCCGAGAUGGUCGACUAUAUUUAAGAAGCCAGCCAAGUACCAAAUCUCCUGAUGAACGCCUACUUAUUGAGACAUUUGCCCUAACAUUUGCUCAAUUGAAUCCAAUUUCAUUUCAUGAAAUUUUUUCUUGUAAAAUUCACGAUUAUGUUGUUUGGUGCAAUCGCAGCGCAUCCUACACUAAUAUUGCGUUACAUUUACUUUCUCAACCAAAUAAAACAUCAUAUUUUGGUUAUAUUUUGUUAUCCUAUCUAGUUGAUAGAUUAGAACGUUUGGGAGAUGGCACCAAUGAAUCUGCACUUUAUAUGCGAUUAUUAAAGUUAUGUUUCAGUUCUGUAAAUAUGUCUGGCACAGAAAAUGAAUUAGUUAUGAAGCUUCAUUUACGCCGUAUCGUUCAAGGCAGCAUGCAUUACUGCCUUACAGCUAAAGAGCCUACAGCAUAUCUCACUUUAUUACGAACUCUUUUUCGGUCGAUAGGGGGCGGAGCACAUGACAAACUUUAUCGUGAAUUUUUUCCCUUACUACCUGAAAUGUUAACGACGUUGAAUCGUUUAUUGCGUUCACCACAUCGUUCGAAUGCUCGUGAUCUAUUGGGUGAACUGUGUGUUAUUGUCCCAGUUCGUUUGUCCACAUUACUCCCCUAUUUGUCUCUGUUGAUGGAACCGUUAGUUUAUGUGCUGAAUUGUAAUACUGUCAACCAGGGUCUCCGUACUCUUGAGCUUUGUGUUGAUAAUAUGCAACCAGAUUUUCUUCAUGAUCAUUUAUAUCAAGUACGUGGGGAUAUGUUAUUGGCGUUGUACAAUUCACUUCAUUCACCUAGUGAAUAUGUACAAAAAAUGUCAUUCAAGGUACUUGGGAAAUUAGGUCGAUUUAAUCGUACUAAUUUGCUUGAAACACAACGUUUACGUAUUAGCUCAGCGGAAGGUGAAGCCGGUCCGCAACUACGUUUUCACAUGAAUGAAUUUCGAAAUCAGCCUAUUGAUAUACCGAUUAGAUGUCUUGUUGAUGCUGCUGUGGAAGUAUUACAGGAUUCUUCUUCUGAUGAGCCUAGUAAACUUCGCUCUUGGGAGUUUCUUCAGUCAAUAUGCGUAGCUGCUUUGAACUUAAACCACUCGCAACAAUCGUCAGACGGUGUAGAAGAUUUCUACAAUUGUUUCCUUGGUGAUACAGGACUGAACAAUAUGAUAUUGCAGUAUAUUGAUGAUAUGUAUUUGACGUCCUAUUCCGAAAAUCCUCCCAUUCAGUCAAUUCGUCCAAGUUGUUGCAUGGCUGAUGAUUUAUGCAAUCAUGUUAUGAUUAUGGCAAUAGCUGGGCUACUUCUGGCUGGUCUGAGCAAAGAAUUGUAUAGUGCUCAUGGAGAUUUUAUUGCGUUUAUUGUCAGACAUGCAACAUUCCUGUCGAUUAUGCAACAGUUCACUUCGCUUCAUACGGAGAUCAGUCGUGACCAUAUUUCACACUCAAGCACAUCAUUCGAGUCGAAAACAUUGUGUAAAGUUGAUACUGCACCUAAAUUACCAUUCUCUAACGAUAUAACUACUUCCGGAAAUGAUCAUUUUCUAGAGCUAGAAAUAUUUAGUAUAAGCCAAGACCCUGAUACAAUUACUCCUACUGUCAAAGAACCUCAAUCACUGAAUCAAGAAUUUCUUCCAAAUAACUCAUCUUCACGUUUAAAUCCGAAUAUAAUUAUUGAUUCUAUCAUGUUUGUUAUGGGUCAUGAAGCGAAACAGCUUACUCGAAAUAUGUGCAUAUUUCUAGAAAUUAUACAUAACACAGCAUUUGCUAUAUUAUCCGCUGUUACUACAACAUCUCGAGAAAAUAGUGAUCAUUUUACUACAGAGACGAUUAAAAAAGCUGUUGCAAAUCUACAAAUUUUCCAGCAUAUUGGACAUAUUAUUGUUGAUAUGUUAUAUCAUCCAGCUUGGUACGUUAAAUGGGGUGCUUGUGCUUCUAUUCUUUGUCUUGCUCGUUUCAUUCAUCCUUCAUGGUUCUGUUCAAAUCUCAUCAGUUUGCUACGUGGCCUACUUUAUUGCAUUCAUAGCUUAUCAAAUCAAAUGAAUCAAGGAGCUCUAAUGAUGGCUCGUGACUGCGCGCGUAUAAUUAUUAGCAUGGUUUUCAUAAGUUUAAAAGAUUCAAAUGAAACUAAUCACUUUUUACACUCGACUGUUGUUGAAGAGGAAGAUGUGAAAUCAGGCAAAUCCACUCCAAUAUCUACACGUAAACGCUCUUCAACAACUUCACAACGUCGUACAGUUCAAGUUAGACGUGGUCGUAGUGCAGCUAACGCAACUUCAGAAUCAUCAAAUAAUGAAGCAUCAACCAAUGUAGUUGUUGAAUCAAUGGAAAUUGAUAAUCAAGUCAAUGAAAAAGAGUUCACUCCAAAGUUCUCAUCGUCUCUGACAACUUUAUUGGAUGCAGUUAUCGUAGAAUUAUUAGAUUCACUUUUGAGUGAAACUGAUUCUGUUCGAACCGAAGCACGUUGUCUUUUGAGAUUACUUUCUUAUACAAUUGAACAACCAUUAUGUAAGUUGUUAGCGCCACAUUGGUAUAAACGUAUUGGACAUGUUUUACCUCCGAAACAACCAAAUCGUCUACUGGAUUUACCUAUUUCAACUCAAUUAGCUGUACUGGAAGCAAACUAUUUCUUUGGUCAGUCAGAGAAGUUAAAACAUCCAUCUAAAGUUUCAGAUAGCUCUAAGCUUUUUGACUUUGACAUAGAUAAUAACGAUGAUGGAGUAGGACUUCUACGUUAUGAUCUUUCAAAACGAGAUGAUUGUAUUUUUCUAUCCGAUGUACGUUCACUUCUUACUCAAUUUGAGUUGAAUAAUGAUUUCUCUGCUAGUACUAAUAAUUCUACAACUACCAACACCAUAGCUGCUGGUAGUAGAGCGGUAAACACCAGUGUCAAAAAUAAUUCAUCAAUAAAUUCUGACCAAGAAAAAGGUACAUUCAACGGAACUUAUUCAUAUUCCAAGUUUACACCGUUCAACUCUAGAACUGUAAUACCGCUUUCUAGUAAUUGUAUGAGAUUAAUUAAUCUUCGAGUGGCUGCUUGUCAAGUACUAUCUGUCACAUGGUAUUUAGAUACACAAAAGGCAAGAAAUCUAACAGCACUAUUCAAAGGUAUGUCUUGUAAGAAUGAAUAUAUUCACGAAACAGCUUUUUCGUGUCUUCGAGAAUUUAUCAGUAAAACAUCUAUUGAUAUUGAAUUAAGACAUGCUAAUAUGAAACAGAUUGUGCAAAAUAUUCGACAAAACUCUAUACGAUGUAUUCAUACAGUUCGACAAUUAGCUUAUUGUGCUCAAUUAUUUCCGAGUACACUUAGUGAAAGAUUAUGUGAUGCAAUUUAUUCACAUUUAAACACAUCUUUGGAAGCUGCAGUUAACAAACAAAACUCUGCAUCAAUCUCCACAUUCACUUCAUCUAAUUUGGAAUUAUGUACAUUAUUGUUGGAUUUAUUUCAUCUGAUUCCUUUGGCAACUUCAAAAUAUGUUUCGCUUUUGAUUGAGUCUGUAGUCAACGCUGAACGUUUAUUGAACAUUGAACCUACUAGUCCUCUACGUUUACCUUUAACACGUUUCCUAUCUCGUUAUCCAGCUGAAACAUGUGCUCUCCUACUAACUGGUUCGCGAUGGCCUUAUAAUUCACAUGCAAAUAGAAUAUUCUUGUUUGCACUCAGUUGUUCACAAGGUCAACCUAUAGUGGAUUAUUUAAGAACAAAUUAUCAUAUACUUAUGGAUCUUAUUCAACCUGAUGAAAUUAGUGAUCAAAAAAAUGAUUCAGAUGGACAGUUAUGUUUACCUCAGGUUGGAACUAUUUUGACAUUUGCAUGUCCAAGACAUUUAGCAAUUCGUGCAGUUCAUACAAUUCAUAAAAUAUCAUUGAAUUGGUUAACUGUCAAUAAUGUUUCAUCUAAUGAUAUAUCUAAAAAUAGUUCACGAAUUAAAUCAAAUCAGUCCAAUGUUGUAUGGGAAACCAAAUAUCAUCCAUUAGUUUCAUCUUUAUUAGCUUAUUGGCAGUCAAAUCUAUUCGUUCGAAGACAAUCUAACCUAACUUUAAUCACCUUGACUAAAGAUGCAAUUGGACAUCAAGGAUUAUUAAAUGAUUGUACUACAAAUAUGUUUGAAACGAAUCAAUCAAUUUCAUCAAAUAUAUCUGGUAGAAUAAAUAUUCCCACCGGGAGUAAAUCAACCAUUCCAGUUGGAACAGACAAUUUACCUUGUGAUCCUGCUUCAUUAAUCUCUUCAGGUACAUCAGAUCAUGCUCAUUGGGAUGAACCAAGACUUUUAUUGGAUUGUUUAUUAGACUGUUUCAAAUCUCAUCCAGAUGAUUUUGAUCUACUGUUUGUUAUUACAAUCGGUGUAACACGUCUACGGUAUGUGGCAGAUCUUUAUCCACUACGUUGUUUAUUAGUUCAGUUGAUUUCUGAAUCUGAUCUUACAUGGCAUCGUCAAUUAUUCCUUCAUUUUAUCACCAUUGUGAAAAACCGUUUGAACUUUUUGAAUAGAAGUAAUUCGCCUGAAUUCAGUCCGAUUGCUUUUGGAAUGUAUAAUCCAAUUUCAACAGAAGAUAUGUACAAAUUAUUAGCUCAUCUUAUUCUGCCAUGCCUAUCAAAUGCUUUGGAACGUGGAGAAAAUGAAAUAUUUUUUGGUGGACCUCCGAAACCUUUUGAAAUGAAUCACUAUGAUUUAGUACACUUGUUCACCUCAGUUUUACUUGAAGAUCCAGCUGUUCAAACAUGUACUGAACUUCGUGUUAUGUAUUACCAAAUGGCUAGUUUAUUUGUUUAUCAUACACCGAAUUAUGUUCACAUGGGAAGUGCUUGUGAACAAAGUUAUCGCCUUCUUAAAUUCACUGAGUUUGCCCGUCCUUGUUUAACAAGUAGUUUAACUGCUGUGGAUCUUCAAGAAAAAUAUACUGGUCUUCAAUUAUUAUCCCAUUUAAUUGCAAAAUUCAAUGUGUUACGUACAGCUACUAUACAAGUGUUUCAAUGUUUAGCAAAAGGUGCACAUACAGAAACAAAGAAAAUUGUUAAUCCUGCAUUGGAUAUUCUAAUUCCAGCCUGGAUACGGGGACCUGAAGACCAGAAAGCACUUGCGUUGGCAACUAAAAAAAUUAUGCUAGAAGAUCAUGGUAUUCAAUCAUGUGUUCAUAUUCUAGGAAUAAUUGUCCGACAUUCAGAUUUGUAUUAUCCAAUACGUCAUCAAAUAUUACCUCAUAUUAUACUCAUUAUAUCUCGACUUUCUGUUCAACAGUUACCCCUUGAACAACGUCGAUUAGCUUUAGAUAUGAUCUAUACUACAGCUCAAUGGGAUGUUCGGUGUCGCCGUGAAAUAACUGAGAAUUAUUCAAAGGAGAUAACUGAUGAUUUAAAUCCAGCAGAUAAUAAUAAUUUGUCAUUAACAGAGAAUUUGAAUAUCCAAACUUCAGCUAAAACUGAACCAACUAACUCUCCUAUGGAUAAGCCCCAGCGUGAUCAACUUGUAAAUCUUUUAAUUCGCUUCGCCUGUCAAGCUAUUGACGCUAGUCAAAGUGGAAGCUUGUCUGAACAGUCUGUAACCCGAACGCUAGCUCAACUAGAAUUCGCUCUUCGCUCUGAUGUAUGGGGUGGUGAAACCUGUGAACUUAGACUUGCAUUUAUUGACCGUUAUUUCUCUCCGGACGAUUCAUCGUCUUCACACUCGAUGUCGAGUACACCAUCUGGAGGAGUUCCAGCUAAUAGUCUCAAUACACACGGAAUACACAUGAGUGGGACAUCAAACACUACACCGACAUCUACUCCCUCUGGACCCCACGCAAAUGCAUCAUCUACUAGUGCUCUUGGUGCAACACAAGCCACCAGUUUAUUAAUGACUUUGGAGGUUCUUCGUGUCUUGUUCUCAACUUUGGAAAGCCCAACUUUAUUAAUCAAUGUAAAACAUUUCAGUGUUGGAUUAUGUAAUGUAUUAACACGACAAUUGACUAAUGUUCGUUUAAUUCGUUCUUGUGCUGGUCUUAUACGUGCUAUGCUUGAACGUUAUCCAGCCGAAGCAUCACAUCGUCAGAAAGUUACUGCUUAUCCUGAAUUAUAUGAUAUUUAUUCAACAGUUUUAAAAGCAAUACAAGAUUCAUUCACAAUGUUUAGUGAAAAUGUUUCUAAAGCAACGUUAUUAACACGAUUACAGUCGGCAUUUCUUCUGUUCACAUCAACACAAGUUCAGUCUAAUCCACAUGCAUUUGUUGAUCGAUGUAUUGUACAAUUAGUUAAACUUGUUAAUCGUCUUAUACAAGAUUUAGUUACACCGAAUUGUAAUUCUAAUGCUCAAGAAUCUGGUACAUCAGCACAGCUUACUGACUUACUAAUUAUGGGUCUUGAAAUGAUCAAGUCACGGUUGAAUGUUGUUAGUCAUGAAAUGCGUAAAACUAUCUUUGGUCCAGAUUUAUGUUUAAUUAUGGAUAGAGCGCGAGAUCCUCGUUUAUUCUGUGCUGUUUUACAAGUUUUACGUGAUUGGAUAAAUGUACCGAAAUCAGAAGAACAUUUCGCUCCAACAGCUCGUGAAAAAGUCAACUUUUUCUAUAGACUUUGGCAAGCUUAUCCACGUUGGAUUGACAAUUCACCUGAUGUUGCCAGAGAAAUUCUUGAAUGCGUGUACGAUGUUUAUGCCAGUACAAGUGUAUUUAAAAAUCAUGAUCUUUAUAUGAAAUUGGAACAAGCAUUUUGUUGUGGCCUUAUAUCACCAUUUCCUGAUAUUAAUGAACGUUUCAUUUCUUUGUAUUUGGAAGCAUCUCAAAUUCGUUAUCCAACUAAUAGUUAUUCACGUAGAAUAGAUGUUAAUGUAACAAAUUGCAAUAAUGAAAAUAUUCCUUUAUCAUCAUCAACUGAUCCGACUGAUUCUUAUUCUGACAAAGAAAUUUUAUCUACUGAUCAGUCAGUUUCAUCAAAUUAUUCUUGUGCUUCACUAUUAGUCCGACUAUUAUUUCUUCUUGUUUCCAACACUUGGGAUGAAGCUCAUUUUCGUGAUGGAUUUUGGCUAUCUGUAUUUUUAGACGUACUGUUGUGCGAUGUGGAUACAACCGCUCCACCAGUGUUGUCCAUAAAUGCUCAAUGCUUUAAUAACAUUUUCAAUUAUUUUUCGAAAUUACCUAGUGUUUCAACAAAUGAAAUAUCAAUUGAUGGUUUGACCCAUGAACAAACUACCACUCAACAAUCAUGUGAUCCACUUCAAAUUAACGAAUUCAAAGUCCUUGUCGAAUCACAAAUUAAAGGGCUAAAUGAAUUACAUAAAUUGUCAAUCAGUUCAGGACUACGAGGUAUGCUGUGUCUCGCUCAUAAACGUCCAGCCCUGGCUAGCAAUAUUUUUCAGCAACUUUGGCCCCAAAUAUGGGAUCGUUUACUGCUACAGCAGUCGGAAACGUUUUGUUCUUCAUCUGAGUCUAAACCAGCAGAACAUUCCGAAACAAUUUCAUCCGUUCAAGAACAUUCUAACACAUUGCAAACGGGCUUCGUACACGAAUCACUUCAGACUGGCUGCUUAGAAUCAUCAAUCUUAUCUGAUAGUCCUGCAGCAAAUGGUCAUAAUUUGUCUCCAAAUGAAAUUCGGGGCUUCGUUAUUCCUCAGUUGAUUCGUUUCCUAACAUCAGAUCAACAUGUACAUCCAGCUGAACCCCAACCGAGUUCCCUUGGGGCUUUCUUCAAUGGUUUGGCCUCAUGCCCAGAUACACUGCUAAUUCAUUUACCCUUGCCUGCAAUCACUUAUCUAGCACAAGCUCACAACCAAUGGUAUACAGUUGUUCUAUUUCUUGAAUCAAUGUGUUUCCAAGCAUCUAAAUUUAAUGGCCAAUGUAUUUUGAAUGAUUUGAUCUACUCAAUCGAUCCGCCUUCCAAUGAGCAGUCUGACUUUAUUCUUUCUAAUUUAAAACCCCAUGAAUUCCCAUUUGGAGCUGCAACUCUAUCACUCAUUUCAUUAUAUAAUGAAAUGAAUGAUAUUGACUUUUUGACUUUCGCUUGGUGGUAUCGAAUAUCUUCUCACCAGAGACAUCAAAAGACAUUCGUUGAAAGUAUGAACGAUUCUGUACGGUCAUCGUCAGUACUUACAUGUUUAGAAUUUGCUCAGCAUGGUUACCUCUUACGAUCUUUGGAUUAUGCUAUGGAUAAUCUUUCAGGAGAACUUGUUAAUCGUGCACGUCUUCGUGAUUACUGUGUCCUACAAUUAAAACAACUUGGUCAAUGGGAAAGUUUAGAUUCUUUAGCAUCUUCUAUUCAAUCGGCCAAUCAUAUGACUAGUUCAUUCGGUUCUACUUCAACUUCUGGCGGAAAUCCGAACACUGCAGCUGUUGUUAGUUCAAGCAAUUCUGGUGGUUCUAGUUAUUGGGGUUUAAAAGCAGAUGCAGCAUGGCGACGAAGUGAUUGGUCUGAAGUAUACUAUGAUUUGGCUAGAUUGGCUAAUGAAUGUCCUCGUAGUGAACUACCAAGAUAUGCUCUUAUUCAAGCUGCAGCUUGUGUAGCAGGACGUCGAGCACCUGGACUGGGAGCAAUCAAUAAUCCAAGUGUAGAUAUUAUUGAUUCUUAUAAUUCUAGUUUAAAUUCAAAUGAUAUAUCCACUGGAUCAACAACUACUGGUCCUAGUUCAUCUGUUCCAAAUAAUACUAAUCCAACUAAUGUCACUUCAACUCCUCCGUCUAAUGCUCUACAUUCUAAUACUGGGUCUGUAUCACCUAUGAACAAUAUUGUCAAUAUGAUUCACGCUUCAGAACAAGAAAGUCAUCGUGUUGUAAUUGUUACACUUAUGGAAUGGAGGCGUUUACCUCUUAUUGUUACUGCUCAGCAUAUACCUUUACUUCAGAUUGCUCAUCGUGCAGUUGAAAUAACCGAAGGUAACAGUUUAUUAGCUCAAUAUUGUGGCCAUGUCCUGGGUGGUUCUACUCUUGCUUCUGGUGUGUCUAAUUCUUCUUAUUCUAGUCCUAGUCAAACCAGUUCUGGAUCAUCCACACCAGUACCACAAACAAAUUCAAUUUCCACACCAUCUGCAUCAUCAGUCAAUAUGCGUUUACCUUUUAAUCAAGCACUUCAUGAUUAUAAAACUGUAUUCAAGGCAUGGCAAAGUCGACCAUGUUCAAUUGGAGAUGAUUUAGGAUUUUGGCAUGAUCUUUAUUCAUGGAGACAAGUAGUUGAAGAAUGUAUCAUAAGCUGUCACCCAUUUUCCCAAAAGUUGAAAUCCGAAAAUAGUAAUUUAAUCGCACUAUGUCAGCGUGAAUUAGCACUGAGCCAAUUACAACUUGCUCGUGGUGCACGCAAAUGUCGUUUCCCAAGUAUUGCUCAACAACAUUUAGACAGAUAUACACGUAUGAAUCUGCCACCAUUAUUUGAGAAAACUAAACAAGAAAUCAAGUUAAAAUUGACCGAUCUACGUAAAGAUGAACUUUUAGAGGGAUUGGAACUUAUGGAGAAGACUAAUAUUCAACAGUUUGAGAAGAAAGACCGAGCUAAAUUCUUCUGUUAUAAGGCUGUUUUCUUCUCUCAUUUUAAUAAAGGCGAUGAAGCGACAAAAAAUUUCGGUUAUGCAACUCAAAUGCAAGACAAUCUACAUAAAGUUUGGUCAAUUUAUGGUGACUUUUUGGAAAAUGUUUAUUCUAGCUAUCCAUCUGUAAAACGUGAAGUUGCUGUAUCAACAACCGGUAUUUUUGCUAUGCUAGCGCUUAUGGAAGCUGCUAGCGUUUCUGGUGAUAUUGAACGAAAAAGCCGGGGUGAUAUUGCCAAGUGUUUAUGGUUAUUAACACUUGAUGAUGUUAACGGUCAACAACGCUUGGGACAUACUUUUGAAGCUAGAGCUAGUCGAGUUCGACCAGAAGUUUUUUUACCAUGGCUUCCGGAUCUUGUAGCAUCUCUUUUACGUCCAGAAGGUCGUUUUAUCGUUUCCGCUUUACGUAGAGUAAUAAUUGCCUAUCCUACAGUUCUUUAUGGUCAUUUAAAAGGUUUACAACAUCAGUUAGCUACAGAGGUUAACAAUGAUCAAAAACUUGCUGAAAUUAUUCAUAAUCCUGAAAGUAAAGAUGAUCCUUAUAUUAUUGCUAUUCAAAAUCGUAUUACAUCAACACUAGGUUCAGGAAAAGAAGCAUUCAUAAAAUGCGGUAAUUUGUCUUGGUCAUUGAAUCGUGGAACUGGUACAUUUGAUAUUAAUAAUUCCGAUGGACAAACAGGUUACAGUUAUAGUAGUACACAUCAUCCAUUUUCAUUAUCUUCAACAUCUUGCAACACUCCUAAAGUUGGUUCUCAUAAUAACAAUAAUAAUAAUAAUAAUAAUUCCAACACCAUAUAUCCUAAUUCUUGUGGAGUUAAUUCGUCGAUUUCGUCGAAUUCUAAUACUUUGAGUAAUUCAAAGAAAAAGAAACGUGUAAUUGUUGUUAUGCGAGGUGUUGAAGGUGAACGAUUGAAUACAUCACCUAGUUGUUCACCACCACCACAUCCACUAACACCAACACUUAAACAACAGAAACCUGAUUUUAUUGGACAAUCAUCAUCUCGUUCAAUGAAUCAUCCUAAAAAGGUUGUGAUUCGUGGAUCAGAUCAUGACUCAACAAUACCUCCUAAUUCAGAUCACGAUCAAAUUGAUUAUUUAAGUGAAGAUGCUGAAAUGACAGAAUUAGAAGAAGAUACUGAGAUAACUGAUGCUGAUCGUGAUGAUGAGGAUGAGGAUUUCACUGGAAAUGAAGAUAUAGGAUUAUAUGAAACUGAUUCAAGCACUAAAAAUGUAAUCAAUGAUUUAGAGCCCAAAGUUGUCUUAUCCGAUAUUGAUGAUGAUGUUGUUGGUAGUGAUCCUGUGACUGGCGCCAUUUCAACUGAUUUAGUCGAACAAACAGUAGAUAUUGGCUAUGGAAAUUCAGUAACUGGUUGUUUGUCUAAUUCAGUUGUUCAUGGUCUUCACUAUGCAAAUAUUCUAAUUAAUCAACUUAAACGUAAGCAUCCAGCUCGUUUAUAUGUAGUGGAUUUAUUCACAAAUGAAGUCGGUGGUCGUUUAAGACCUUCAUGGUCUGAACAGUUUUUAUCUCAACUAUGCUCAGUUCUGGAUUAUCUUCAACGUCUUGCGUACGCUCAUUUACAUCCAGGUAGACAGUGGAAUUUUAAAAAUUUGCAAACUCAAACUAUUCCACUUUGGUUAGCUACUGAAUUAAAAAUAAUGGCCCAUGAUUGUGGUAUGCCAAGAAAUACAUUUCUCUCGUCACAUAUGACAGAACAUACAACUCCUCUUCACAGUUCAAUCAAAUUUGAUUCAACCUCUCAAUGUGUUAUGUCUACCGAUUCUCAAAAUGAUGAAAAAGAGAAGUCAAAGUCCCCACAAUCAAAAUUGACUACCCGAGCAUUCGCUUGUACCAACCUAAAACCAAUCUUGAUAUUGCUUCUGAACGAGAUGAUCCUAAAUUAUCCAGUGAGCCACAAAAACAAUCUGUUUUAUCGCCAAACAUUUCAGCUUUUCACGAAGUUGAUCGGAUAG
Messenger RNA from Schistosoma mattheei, 13459 nucleotides. NCBI's taxonomy places the organism in Eukaryota, Metazoa, Platyhelminthes, Trematoda, Strigeidida, Schistosomatidae. The record is from the annotation of a GenBank genome assembly.